Molecule: messenger RNA, 7790 nt
Organism: Blastomyces gilchristii SLH14081
Lineage: Eukaryota; Fungi; Ascomycota; Eurotiomycetes; Onygenales; Ajellomycetaceae
Product: SNF2 family helicase
Exons: 8
Coding region: 794-7267 (2157 amino acids)
Molecular function (GO): methyltransferase activity; ATP binding; ATP-dependent chromatin remodeler activity
Source: RefSeq, a predicted model, not a curated record
ACCUUAUCUCGAGAUAUUAGAUAUGUCGGAAUUUCCUUCUUGGAUAUACCAUCUGUUAGUCUUUAGGGACUAAUUUUCAUAAUCUUUGUCUGCAAUUUCUCAGGUAUAAAUGCCUUUAUUUUUGAGGCCAUGGCUUAUUCGCCUUCCAAUUGGGUAGUUGGGAGAGAGAUGAAUAUCCAGCCUCCUGGUUGAGACAUGUUUACCCGUUUCACGGGUUUACCUCAUUCAAGCAGUUUAAUUUUUCUUAACACUGCUGUUCACUAGAACAUCAUUGUCCCAAAAAUGCAUUGCGGUUGCAUUGCGGUUGUAUUUCUAUAUAAUGGAUAUCAAUUUGCGCUGGGGCCGGCCUAUCAAGCAGUCUACCCAGCCUCACCAAGCCAGCAAUUUAGCGAUAUUCAAAUUUUGUAGAUUAAUUUCGCAAGAAGCCUGUGGAAUAUUCUUGAAUAAUGGCUUUAAAUGAAGCCCUGGAUAUAAGGAAUGCAACAUUGUUCAGUGCGUUGAAACUGCCCUUGUUGCUUGUUCAACCCCUGACCUGUCAACAACAAACAUAUUUUUCUUUUUCCCAUGAAUAGGCGGCAAACAAACCUGUCAUAUGAACUCACUGGCUUUCAUUCUCUUGUUCUAUGUUGCUUAAACAUCUUCCCUUCAUAAUUCACUAGAAUAUUGGAGAAAUUUACGCAUUCUCGUGCUGGUUCCUCCUUGGCCUAGAAAAAUCGGAAUGGCCAUGCCCUAGGACGGAAUACUUUUCUAAUUACUUUCUGGAUAAGGCCACUACCUAGGCUUCUGCCUCAGAAUGGCGAAACAGGAGGAGGCGCUGUUAUAUCUCCUCGAGACAGCCCAGGCAUUUAUCAUGGACGAGGAUCUAACUGAUUCAAGUGUUGAAGGACGCUCCGUUGACUCCAAUGUCGAUACUGAUACUUGUACUUCUCCCAAUACCGACUUGGGGACUGACACUUCCAUGUCAGAAGAUGCUGGUAACGACGACGCCAAUAUAUCCGGGGAAGACGAUUUGAAAAGUCUGAUAAAUCUCCCUCCAGAAAUCCUGCGAGGCAAAUACUCUUCAGCCCCUGGCAAGAGACCCAAGCCUGGAUUGAACUUCAACCUCCCCCCAAUUAGCAAAAUUGAGGAUAUUUUUGAUGAUAUCUCAAUCAAUGCUGAAAAGAAUGGGUUUAGUGACUUUCUCGACCACAUUGGUUCACGAGAUUUACGCGUCGCGACCAUGUGUUCUGGCACUGAAGCGCCCCUUCUUGCUUUGGAGAUGGCGAUAGCUAGUUUCAAAAAGAUUUUUGGAAAGACGUUCAGCAUGCACCAUUUAUUCAGUGCGGAGAUAGAUCCUUUCAAGCAGUCUUACAUCCAGAGGAAUUUCUCCCCUGAUAUAAUUUUCCGAGACGUCAAUGAGCUAAUUGCUGAUGAAGCAACUACAGCAUUUGGUUCCCUCCGGAAAGUGCCUUCAAAUUUGGAUCUACUUGUUGUUGGCUUCUCCUGCGUGGAUUUUUCGAAUAUGAAUCUCCAUCGUAAGACUCUUGACGAAAUGGGAGAAUCAGGCCAUACAUUCUACGGCGUCUUGCGAUACACUCAGCGUUGCAGGCCACCUUUGGUGAUCUUGGAGAACGUCUGCGGCGCUCCGUGGGGUCAUAUAAAGAAUGCUUUCAAAGAAAUGGAUUACCACGCGUAUCACAUUAAAGUAGACACCAAGAACUAUUACCUGCCACAAACGCGUGAGAGAGGUUAUAUGCUUUGUAUCGACCAAACCAGACUAGAGACCCCACUUCCUGCAGACCCCAAAUCAUCUACAUUUGCGAAGAUGAUGAAAAACUUUGAGCGCCCAGCAAGUUCGCCUGUUGCCCAAUUUUUACUCAAAAACGAGGACCCUCGUUUGCAGGAUGCUAUCAAUGAUAUAUCCACCAACCCAAUUAAAGACCGCCAAGCUGUUGACUGGACUCGAUAUAAGGCGCGUCACCUUCGGUAUAGAAUGAGGGAAGGCCUCGGGGAUAAAAGGCCUCUUACUCGUUGGCAGGAUAACGGCACCUGUCAAAUGCCUGACUUUUAUUGGCACGCAUGGAGCAGGGCGCAGACAGAACGUGUUUGGGAUACCCUUGAUGUCAACUAUUUGCGGAGCAUCGUCAGAGGUUUUGAUAUCAACUUCAAAUCUCGGAUUAUCGACCUUUCUCAGGGACUCGAUAGGGAGCUGGACCAACGCGCAUCCGGUAUAUCUGGUUGUUUGACUCCCCGGGGUCAGCACUUUGUCACAUCACGGGGUGGUCCUCUUUUAGGUAUUGAGGCGUUGGCUUUGCAGGGAAUUCCUAUCGAUAGGUUAUUACUAAGUAAUGACAGUCAAAGGGAUCUCAACGAUCUUGCAGGUAACGCGAUGAGUUCAACUGUGGUGGGGGCAGCGAUUAUGAGUGCUUUGAUUAUCGGACACCAAGCUCUCCCCUCUGGCACAACUUUCCAAAGUAACUCCAAAAAGGAAAAAUGCUGUACAACACAUAUGGAUGGCAAUCUAACCAUAGAGGUGGCCCCUAUUCAAUUGGGCGACGAAAUCGCGCUCUCUACACAUGAAAUUCUCGAAGUUGGAAAGCGAAGUUUGAGGAUGUGUAUCUGCGAAGGUCAAUUAUUAAUGAAAAGAACGGACAUGGUGACGUGCCUGAAAUGCGGGCUUACUGCAUGUAGAUCGUGUGGCCGCAAUCCUUUGCAUGUAUACUCCCCAGUUCCUAGGGACGAGUUAAACGCGCGGCGUUGCCCUAUCGAUUUCGAAACCCAGCUUAAGAAAAGGCUUCCAAUGAGACUCCAAAUUAACGGGCUCUCCCUUGCUCUGUACCGAGCACUAAUGGAAAAUAAUAUGCCAGUUGAUAUCAUGAAGGCAUGGGAGGACUUUUCCAGGGUACUGCUUCUAGCAUUAGGGGAUGAACUGCGAUUUCAGGGUGUGACUCGCCAAAGAUCCUGGACGAUAACAUAUAAAGGCUCCCUAUCUGUAUUAAAAUUUGUCUGCUCGCCCGGAACGUUGCAAUGGUUCUUUUACCUUGCCCCCCCAAAAGAUGAACCAAGCAACUCUCCACUUCGACAAAUUUUACGAUGUCCCAUCGCUUUCAUGACUCCAUCUGGCGAGAAUAUUUUGAAAGGAAUUUGGCAUAUCAAGUCCCCAAUUAGUUCAUAUUUUGACAUUGCUAUUGCUGGGAGCGGAGAUCUUCUUCCUUCUACCGGCUCGAGAGCUGGUUUAAAGCACUCGCAUUUUGCUGGUGCUAAGGUAUGGAGCCAGAUUAAUAUAUCUUCAACUGAUGCUGCGGUUGAAAAUUUGGAGUUCGAUAUUCGCGGAGACUACGAGCUUCUGCAGGAUUGCGGUGCUGCAAGUGGAAGCUUGCAUAAGAAGAUGGUAUCUGGCUGUGAACCGCCUGUUUACUUUUUCCUGGACCCAACAGAAAUUGGCCCUACAGAAUUUGAUUCUUGGGUUUUUGCACUUGACCACAGUCGCCUGGAUAUCGGCGAGCCGCGUAUCACAAUAGCUGAGGUGCACCCAAAUUGGGAUCCACGUACGAUUUCUAAGGAACCCAAGUCCGCUCAUUGCUGGUUCAAAAAGACUGCGUCAGAUGACGCGAUAUCUCUUGGUGUUUACUCUUCACCGCCUCCUAUCUACCAGACGCCAACUCCUCAGGCAAUUGUUAGAAAUAUUGGAUCCAAGUGUCUUGGAUUUUACAUUCCCAUGCUGAUAUCGUCAAUUCCUGCAAGCGGUGCAGAAUUGGCUUGGGAGCCUGGCACAUGGAGGGUCUCAAAUCUAAUGGAAUCGCCAACAGCUCUCAGGAAUCUUGCAUGGUUGUUACAGCGAGCUAGCUCAGUGGACCAAUUUAGCGAAUGGAAUAGUAUAUGUUUGGGUGGUGAAGAAUACAGCAAAGUGUGUGGUAUUUGCGCGCCUCGAAAACCUCGACUAGUAUGGGCCUUGGACGAUAAAGACCGCAUCUAUGCCUACGAAGACCCAAAGGAUGCUGCCGUUUACGAGCAAAGUAUAAAGAAGCGACCUGCAGCAUUUCUUGGGUUUACUAGGCUUGGCCAUGAUUCUGUUCUACAGGUCAAAUUAUGUUUGAAUGUGAUAACUCUUGCCCAUCAAGCAAGGGGGAAGCUUGCCAAAUGGGAUGAAGUGUCUCUACAAUGGCGGCUCUGCAUUGAUAACGUCGGUUUUCUUCGCCAACGAUUACCCACGUUGAAGGAGAAAAACAACAAAGCCGACACUGAAUCAACACAACCUCCCGGAUUCAAGUUCUUUAAUCUCCGCCCGGAACAACUGCGAUCACUUACCUGGAUGAGGGAACAGGAGGAUAUUGCUCAACCUUUUCAAGAGGAGGAAGUCGUGGAAGCUAUGCUGCCAGCUGUAAAUUGGAGAGCUGAAGCAAAAGCUACGGUUAAACACCUUGUGCGUGGGGGUAUUUUGGGUGAUGAUGUUGGAUAUGGAAAAACUGCGAUAACUCUUGGUUUAAUCGACUCUCAAUUCACCAAAAAUUCAAAAAAUGUGCCUAGCUCUGUGAAACGGGCGAUUCCCAUCAAAGCUACUUUGAUUGUCGCACCCCAGCAUUUGAUGGACCAAUGGUCUCGUGAAAUUACCAAAUUUUUGGGCAAGAAGUAUAAUGUUUUGGAAAUCAAAUCGAUUGCUUCGCUUCGAUCACUAACUAUUCGCCGAUUUGGAAUGGCUGAUAUUGUGUUACUGUCAACUUCCGUGGUUCGUGGAGCGAGCUACUAUGAUAGGAUGGAGCUUUUUGCGGCCUCGUCUGCCGUACCCAAGGGGGAUGGGAGGAUCUUUGAUGAAUGGCUGAAUGACACGAUGGAUGCUGUUAGGGAUCAUGUUGAUCUUCUGGUGACGGAAGGGCCUGAAGUGGUACUCCAGAACAUGGUCCGGAAGCGAACUAAUCUUAAGAACAGUGGAAUAUACUCAAAAUUCCAACCCUCGAGGCGGUUAAAGGGUCAAAAGUUCCAAGAUCAUCUAUUGAAACUCCAGGAACAAAUGCGAAAGAUUGAUGGCGAUGACGUGACCGCUGAUAAAUUAGAUAGCCACUCAGAGCCGAGACUCAACAAUACCCCAGCGAAACUGCGGAAGGCAAAGAGGAAAAUAAUGGAGGACUAUAAGGAAGAUGAAUGUACCGCCAAGGGUCCCCGAGCAAAGAAGCCGAAAGGAAAAUCAAAUUUAGCAACUGAAGAGCUCUCUAGCCAGUCCGACAACGUUUUUCAGCUUUUGAAGUGCGACGGCGAUUGGAAGAGAAUGCGUUCUCCAUUGAUUCACAUGUUUGAAUACAGCCGUAUUGUGAUUGAUGAGUUUACGUACUCGAAGGAUCGAAACUACUCAUCAGUGCUUGCAAUUCCUGCUCGCAGCAAAUGGAUCCUAUCUGGAACACCGCCCCUUAACGACUUUGCCGACGUAAAGUCAUUCUCUCCCUUUCUCGGAAUCACUCUAGGAGUAGAUGACGAAGAAGGCCGGGAAACGGAAAAUGAAAGACUGAGAACCAUUCAACGGGAUCAGACAGAUGCUGAGCAAUUUCAACCUUUUGUUACCCGGCAUAGUGCAGCGUGGCAUCGAAGACGACAUAAUGUAGCCCAGGGGUUUCUUGAUCAAUUUAUGCGGAAGAAUAUCCCUGGUAUCGAUGAAAUACCCUGGACAGAACAUAUCUGUCCCGUUAUUUUGGCUCCCCGAGAACGAGCGGCCUACCUUGAGCUGUUCAUGCAGUUAAUGUCGCAGAAUCUAAAGCUUCGUAGAAACGGAAGAGGUCUAUAUGACUCUUCUGCAAUGUCCCGCAAUGACGCUAUACUUGGAAAUAGCAGUGGACCUGAAGAAGCUCUGAUAAAAUGUUCCUCUUACUUUGUACCCCUUGAAAAGAUAAUGGGUAAACGAUUGAUUGAUAAAACAGAGAGCGUCAAAACGGACGAUGGUAGCACUCCGUCAAGCGCAAGCAGCAUUUUUGAAAGUGACGACGGAAGGGAUUCAGUGACAUGUGAAACAGAUGCCACAUCUGUUUGCUCGGGCGAGGAAAACGCCCUAUUCGCAAGGGAUACACAGUUCUAUGCUCUUGCACUAGAUAUAAUUGAAAAGCUCAGGCAUGCGUUUUGGUUACAAUCUAAAAUUGAAACGACAACACAUUUCGAUACGCUAAUAAAACAUUUAGAGAGAAAUGGGGCUGGUGACCUGGGGGUUACCUCGUGUUUCCGCAAUGCAAUUACUGCCGCGCGCACAGCAUAUACCCCUAAAGAUGGGCAGUGCUACUAUUUAACAACUCAGGAGAAAAAACAAAAGCCGUCUGACAUUCGCCUUGAAUAUCCAACGACGCAAUCCGAAUUUAUCAGCGACCUGAACGCUUGCACUGAUAGCUUGCGCAGACUGCUUGAAGAAGCCCUGGUUCGUGUAAGGGCUGCGAGGCUUUUCGUUGUCGUGCGGUCAUUGCAGGAACGACAGCUCGAGGAUGUGUUUGCUUGCUCCUCAUGUUUCAGACGACUCGCAUGCCCAAAUUCACUCACUAUAUUGGGUGAAUGUGGGCAUGCCUGCUGCGAAUCGUGUAUUGAGAUUGCGAAAGUUGAGGAAUCUUGUCGCCUUCCAGCGUGCAGCGGCGGAGCACAAAGUUUCCGGAUGAUCAAGUAUUCUGACAUUUCCAUCAGCAACAAAGACAUUGACAAUGACACCGACAACAAUGCCAGUGACGAAAAAUGGCAAGGGUACCGCGGAACAAAAUUGUUAGAGUUGAUUCGACUUAUACAAGAUACCGACCGUAUCGCAGAAGACGAACAGGUGUUACUUUUCAUACAGUUUUCAGAUCUCAUGGAAUCCGCUUCUGCUGCGCUGCAGCAAGCAAACAUUCCUCAUCUAAUGAUCCCCGCCACUGAUCGCAUGGCCUCUUCUAAGAUAGCACAAUUCCAGACUGGCACUGAAAAAGUGAAGAGCAAGGUUCUCAUCUUGCAUCUGGGAGAUGUUUCGGCAUCCGGAUUGAACCUUCAAAACGCAAACCACGUCAUCUUCUUUCACCCUUUAUUCGCUAAGUCACAGUACGAUUACAAUUCGGGAAUGGCACAGGCGAUUGGACGGUCUCGACGCUACGGUCAACAAAAGCAUGUGCACAUAUAUCACUUCCUAGCUCUAAAGACGAUUGAGGUAAACAUUUUUGAACAGCGUCGGCAGGAGCGUUUGGUGAAAAGAGAUAGGGGGUUUCUCUCUGUGUCAGGUAGCGAAGUUUUAUUGCCUACGGAUGAGCUUGGAUGGAGAGGCAGCUCAUUGGAUGGUAGCAAUGCUGCUGAUAUCUGAUUUUGGGGGUUGUGCGUAGCUUUAUUCUUUCCAAGGUUGGGUGGUGGAGUACUCUUUUUCAAAUGCGAUUUUUCUUAGUUUGCGAUGAGGCGAAGGAACAGUUAUUUUCUGAAACAGCCCGUCGCUAUUGCCUUUUUGCAGUGUUUCAUGUGUGUCUUUUGUGAGGUUUCGUAUCUUGUUCUUAUAGUUGUUCGUUAGUGAAGGAUAGGUUGGAGUUAUGGAUAAAAAUGAGCGCGUAUUUAAAAUAUGUACAUGUACGUGAAACAGUACCGCCCGGCGAGCUAGGAAUUAAUAACUAAUAUGGUAGUUCUUUAGUACGCAAAUCAGUUCGUGGUUAUGACGAUUGCAGGGAUAAUAAAUAUCCGACCUCAAAGGCAUCUGGUUAUUCCACAUUGAGUUCUGCGGAAUUAAGACAUACUUUAGGAUGGAAAGGAAAGGAAAAUUGAAACGUUAGCAAAUGCACCCAGAAGUUAAGCAUUGAACAGACAUCCUAGUGAAAAUACAGCGAAAUUUUAAAUGAAAC